UUACCUGCGCACCCCCCCGUCCCCCUCUUCGCCAUUAGAGAGCGCGCGCAGCGGCGAAGCUCCUGAGGCUCGAGAUGAAGGUGAUCGAGAAGAUCCAGCAGGCCGCGGCGGAUGGCCGGACGGCGUUCUCGUUCGAGUACUUCCCGCCCAAGACCGAGGAGGGGGUCGAGAACCUCUUCGAGCGGAUGGACCGCAUGGUGGCGCACGGCCCGUCCUUCUGCGACAUCACCUGGGGCGCCGGGGGAUCCACCGCCGACCUCACCCUCGAAAUCGCCAACCGCAUGCAGAACAUGGUGUGUGUGGAAACUAUGAUGCACCUGACAUGUACAAACAUGCCAGUCGAGAAGAUUGACCAUGCUUUGGAAACCAUCAAAUCCAAUGGGAUUCAAAAUGUUUUGGCACUUAGAGGGGAUCCUCCACACGGGCAAGACAAAUUUGUGCAAGUUGAAGGUGGAUUUGCUUGUGCUCUUGAUCUGGUGCAGCAUAUUAGAGCCAAGUAUGGUGAUUAUUUUGGCAUAACUGUAGCUGGUUAUCCAGAGGCACACCCUGAUGCGAUACAAGGCGAGGGAGGUGCUACAUUGGAAGCAUAUACCAAUGAUCUUGCUUAUUUGAAGAGAAAGGUUGAUGCUGGCGCUGACCUUAUUGUCACACAACUUUUCUAUGAUACUGACAUCUUUCUCAAGUUUGUGAACGACUGCCGUCAAAUCGGCAUUACUUGUCCAAUUGUUCCUGGCAUAAUGCCGAUAAAUAACUACAAAGGUUUCGUGCGCAUGACUGGAUUUUGCAAAACUAAGAUACCUGCUGAGAUCACUGCUGCACUGGAUCCUAUUAAAGACAAUGAGGAAGCCGUCAAAGCAUAUGGAAUCCACCUUGGAACUGAGAUGUGCAAGAAAAUUCUAGCUACUGGCAUCAAGACUUUGCACCUUUACACACUAAACAUGGAGAAGUCUGCUUUAGCAAUUUUGAUGAAUCUUGGAUUAAUUGAGGAGUCCAAGGUUUCAAGGCCAUUACCUUGGAGGCCGCCAACUAAUGUUUUCCGUGUUAAAGAGGAUGUUCGACCUAUAUUCUGGGCUAACAGACCAAAGAGCUAUAUUACAAGGACUCUAGGUUGGGAUCAGUAUCCACAAGGAAGAUGGGGUGAUUCCCGAAACCCAUCAUAUGGAGCACUUACUGACCACCAGUUCGCAAGACCGCGUGGGCGUGGUAAAAAGCUCCAAGAGGAAUGGGCUGUUCCACUGAAAUCUGUGGAGGACAUUAGUGAGCGCUUUACAAACUUCUGUGAAGGGAAACUUACAAGCAGCCCAUGGUCAGAGUUGGAUGGUCUUCAACCAGAGACAAAGAUUAUUGAUGACCAGCUGGUGAAGAUUAACCAGAAGGGUUUCCUUACCAUCAACAGCCAACCUGCUGUAAAUGGAGAGAAAUCUGACUCGCCUACUGUUGGUUGGGGCGGUCCAGGAGGCUACGUUUAUCAGAAGGCCUACCUUGAAUUGUUUUGCGCGAAGGAGAAGUUGGACCAACUAGUUGAGAAGAUCAAAGCAUUCCCUUCUCUCACAUACAUUGCUGUGAACAAGGAUGGAGAAUCAUUCUCCAAUGUUCCUGCAAACGCCGUGAAUGCUGUCACAUGGGGUGUUUUCCCUGGCAAGGAGAUUAUCCAACCUACAGUUGUUGAUUCGGCAAGUUUUAUGGUUUGGAAGGACGAGGCAUUUGAAAUCUGGACGAGAGGAUGGGGCUGUCUGUUCCCCGAGGGUGACUCCUCCAGGGAGCUACUAGAGAAGGUUCAGAAGAGCUACUACCUGGUGAGCCUUGUCGACAACGACUACAUCCACGGGGAUCUGUUUGCUGCCUUCAAGGAGAUCUGAUGAUCCUCUUAUUGUCUGUAUUGUUGUUGUAUGGCCAAAUCCGACAAAUAUUCUUGCUUCCCCGACCACAGGGUCUGAUCGCCACGAAAGCUCCUGCUCAUUUGACCUCGGAGGAAUCCCCUAUCUGAUUUUUCCUGAUUUCCUCGGCUCAUUCGACUAUAAAUAAGAUUCGAGAUGUGUUCUCUAUCCAUUUCCUCCAUGUGCAAAUGGCGCAAUGAUUAGUUUGAAGAUGUAAGAUUCAUUUUCGUCGAAAUUGCUGGAUGCCCCCAGUGAUCAAGACAAAAAAAGAACGUGCUGCUGGUAUUGUACUGAAUUUGUGCCUCUGCUUGAUGGAAAUGUGGACCGAAAUAAGAUGUUCAUAUCCCCGAUU
This is a messenger RNA of Panicum hallii, 2229 nucleotides long. Its product is annotated as methylenetetrahydrofolate reductase 1. Lineage: Eukaryota; Viridiplantae; Streptophyta; Magnoliopsida; Poales; Poaceae. The record is from RefSeq and is a predicted model, not a curated record. Bases 75 to 1859 code for a protein of 594 amino acids. Gene Ontology annotation, biological process: tetrahydrofolate interconversion. Gene Ontology annotation, molecular function: FAD binding; methylenetetrahydrofolate reductase [NAD(P)H] activity. Gene Ontology annotation, cellular component: cytosol. The transcript is spliced from 12 exons.